Messenger RNA from Eleginops maclovinus (Patagonian blennie), 2371 nucleotides. It is a transcript of the gene mmd, whose product is annotated as monocyte to macrophage differentiation-associated. The transcript is spliced from 7 exons. Lineage: Eukaryota; Metazoa; Chordata; Actinopteri; Perciformes; Eleginopidae. Bases 180 to 944 code for a protein of 254 amino acids. Gene Ontology annotation, cellular component: membrane. The record is from RefSeq and is a predicted model, not a curated record. Gene Ontology annotation, molecular function: pore-forming activity.
GGCUGGUGGUGAUGCAGAGCUCACCAGCCCCGGUUGCAAGGUGGGACACGGCCAACAUGAUCACGACCUACCACGAGCCAACACAUUCGGACUUUAGGGAGAAGAAGAGCACGAUGGUCUGAGAGACUCUGCAGACUCACCUUUGUAUAUACCUGACUCUUUUUUUUUUUUUUUUACGUAUGUUUCUUUUUACUUGCCUCCUCUCUGAGACAAUGCUAGGAUUUGACCUACGCCGAACCAGUCUUGCACGGUUCAUGAACAGACGGGCCUCUGCUAACUGCCGCUACCAGCCCACCUGCUAUGAGCAUGCUGCAAACUGCUACACCCAUGCACUCCUCAUCGUGCCGGCCUUCGUGGGCAUGGCGUUUUUGCACCGUCUGUCGGACAACGGCUGGGAGAAGAUCACUGCCUGGGUGUACGGCAUGGGCCUGUGCGCCCUCUUCCUGGUCUCCACUGUGUUCCAUAUCAUCACCUGGAAGAAGAGCCACAUGAGGUCUGUGGAACAGUGUUUUCACAUGUGCGACAGAGUGGUCAUCUAUUUCUUCAUUGCUGCCUCCUACACACCCUGGUUGAACCUGCGUGAAUUGGGCCCUCUCGCAGCACACAUGCGAUGGUUUGUGUGGCUCAUGGCUGCUGCUGGAACCGUAUACGUCUUCAACUACCAUGAAAAGUAUAAAGUGGUUGAGCUGGCCUUCUACUUGAUGAUGGGUUUCUUCCCUGCAUCAGUUGUGACAUCUAUGAGCAACACGGAGGGCCUUCAGGAGCUGGCCUGCGGCGGACUCAUCUACUGCCUCGGCGUGUUCUUCUUCAAGAGCGACGGCGUCAUCCCCUUCGCCCAUGCCAUCUGGCACGUGUUCGUGGCGCUGGCUGCGGCCGUGCACUACUAUGCCAUCUGGAAAUACCUCUACAAGACCCCCGGCACUGACCUCCACCUUCAGUCGUGACCACAGCCGGGGGCUGGACGCCUGUUCUCCAUCUUUUCCCCCCGUUUGCUUCUGAAGAAGGCGCCUGCACUCUACUGCCCACUGAAGCUGCGACCACAGCCGUGAAGUUUACGAAACAAAUGACCAUGAAUUGUUUACUGUUUUCUAACAUGGAGAACAGAUUUCUGAGCAUUUUCCUGACACACAAAAGCUACUUUCAAAGCUGUUUUGUAAAACUUCAACGACAAACAGGUCAACGGGGGGGUGAAUUUUGACUUUUUACAAUGAGUGUUUGAGCAAUUUGGUAGCAGACUUUUGUAUCGCUUGAGUCACAUUCCACAUCGGGGUCAUUUGUGUGUUGUAACUGGGAGAUUUCUCAUUAUUUGAACAAUAGGAGUAUCCAGUGAGGUGCUACAGAUCAAGCAGGGCUGGGGUAUCAUUUGGUUUGGAACUAAAACCAAAUGCAUUGUUGUAAGUGGGUUUCUCUGUUUUGUUUUCAUUAAAAAAAGAAACCAAAGAUCGCAAAUAUUAUCAGAACACGCAGCUAUAUUAGAAAUUUGCCACAGGGCAAUAUUUUUAGGGCAAGAUUAGAGUAAAAUAAGGAACUCUCGGUACAAAAGCGCAUAAAUCUGACCACAUAUGCCAACCUUUCAUAAAGUAUUGAGGUGUUCUACCCAUCCCUUUUUAUUAGUGAACACAGGAAGGAACAACAGAAAUAAGUUCUUGACGGUUUUCCAUUUUCUUUGUACAGUAAUCCACAUCACCAACUUUUGUGACCAAUGUGUUUUAUUUUUUUCUGGCCAGUGUCCAAAUGCAGUUUUUAGGGACUCACAGUUUCUAAGUGUUUAGCACCCUCUGCUGGUGAUGAACAGCAUUGCAGGGUGUGAAGUAGGGGACACGGGAGGUGGGAUUUUGUUAAAUGAGCCAAAUGAUGAGAGAAAAUCAGUUCAGGUAAUAUGAUGAGAACUUUUCCACUUUCUUAUUAAUGUGAACAGUGCGAUGGAGUGUGCAUGCAUGCCCUUUGUACUGUAGUCCAGUAUUACCUUUCCACUGAUUCUCUGUUUUGAUUUUGCACCACUAAUACAAACGGUAUUUCCUGUCUGUAUUCUGUAGCGGGUUCGAUAAGUAGAGAAACCUCUUGUUCCUUUUACUUUCAUGAUGUCGGGUUGUGUAACUGUUGGCUCCAGACUCCUAACAUUACCUUUCCUUAGUGAGCGGAAUGAUUUCUCAUGUUGAAAAUAUAUCCUUAACCACUGUUGUUUUGUAAUGUUUGUAUAUUCUGUUGUUUUUGUUCUGUUGAUUAUAUGAUCCUGGCCUUCGACAGGGGGGAAAAAGCUGCUUCUUGUCUGUUCCAUUGGCUGUUAAUGGUGCUUCAUAUCCAUGAAUGAUCCUCCUCUGUCCUGAGAAUCACCUUUCUAAUGUGACAAUAAAAAAUGAUAAUGCCCCAG